AUGAUAAGGUUGGCAGGGCCCGGAAUGAAGGUCUUGCUCAUGGACAAAGAGACGGUUCGUAUUUUUGAUAUCUAAAAUCUUUAAAAGUUUUUAACGUCUACUGUUAAGUGAGUAAAAAAUAAUUUCAAUGGUGAAAUUUAAUUUAGUCGUUGUUUUAGACAAGUUUGGUGUCUUGCUCUUUUGCCCAAACGGAAAUGAUGCAGAAGGAAGUGUAUUUGUUUGAACGCAUUGAUGCCAAUUCUAUGAGAGAACCUAUCCGUUACCUGAAAUGUAUUGUCUUUGUUCGACCGACACCUGAAAAUAUACAAUUACUUGUCGAAGAACUACGAUCUCCAAAAUAUGUGCAGUAUUAUAUUUGUAGGUUUUACUUUAUAUCACUGUUUUUUGUAUCAUAAGCGAUUUAAGAUUAUAAAAAGUUUUUUUUAGAUUUUUCAAAUAUUAUAUCCAAAGCUGAUGUCAAGUUGCUUGCCGAAGCUGAUGAACACGAAACAGUGAGUUUAAUUUUAUUCUUUAUGUAGUUUAUGUUUAGGUAAGAGAAAUCCAAGAAUUCUACGCUGAUAUGAUUCCUCUGGCUCCUCAUUUAAGUGUUUUGGGUAACUCAAACUGUUAUGAAACUGCUUUUAACUUGUCUACUACAACAUUCCGUCGAUGCAUUCAUGGACUAGCUAGCUUGUUACUAUCCUUCAGAGCAAAGCCCGUGAUCCGAUAUCAACGAACUUCUCGAGAUUCUCACAGAUUGGCGGAAGAUUUGAGUAAACUGAUCGUGAGAGAAGAUGCUCUGUUUGAAUCUUGCAGUGAGAACACGACCUUAUUGAUAUUGGACAGGUCUGAAGAUCCCGUUACUCCGCUUCUUAAUCAAUGGACGUACGAAGCUAUGGUGCACGAGUUAAUUGGGAUUACGAACAACAGAGUUGUGAUGCAGUCAAAUGAGGACGGUCCUAAGAACUUGGUACUCAGUGCGCAGCAUGACGAGUUUUAUGCCAAAGUAAGUGUUCUUUCAAUUACAGAAAAUAUUUUCAGGAGGAAAAAGGAACCUUUAAGAACAUUGUCUCUUUUGCAAACACUUUCUAAUAUUUAAAGUUUUUUAGAUGAAGUACAUGAACUUUGGAGAUAUUGGACAGAACAUCAAGGCCUUAAUGAAUGAUUACCAGAAGAAAGCUCAAACUCAUCAACAGCUUGAAUCCAUAAGUGACAUGAAACGAUUUGUGGAUCAAUAUCCUCAAUUUAAGAAGAUCUCAGGUAAAUUCUUGUGGUAUUUAUAUUAUUUAUGUUUUAAUUUUUAAAGUAACUUUUAAUUGAUUUUUAAUGCUACAAGCAGGGACGUCGUUUGGGGGGUGAAAAAUCAGGUAGCUACCUGUGGACCAAAAAAAAAUUUUCGACCUCCCCCCCCCCAGAAAAAAAACCGUAGCGACGUCCCUGGCUACAAGAGCAUUUUAGGUACUGUAACAAAACACGUUCAAAUUGUUGGAGAACUCAGCCGACUGGUUGCGGCGGAGAAUCUUCUUGAGAUUUCUGAAUUGGAACAAAGUUUGGUAGCGACAUCAGAUCACUCAUCGCAUCUGAACCAGCUAAAGGCUUUACUUGAAAGUCCAAAAACUUCGGAUUUGGUAGGUACCUUUGUUAUAAUAUUUUUUGGUAACAAAAAAUAUCGAACUAUACUUUCAUAAAUUACUUUAAAAAUUUAGAAUGCGUUGCGUUUGGUUAUGUUAUACCAAUUGAGAUACGAAAACACCCAAAACUCGAUGGAGUACAUGUUGAAUAUGCUGAAGAAACGAGGAUGUUCUGCUAAGGAAAUCGCUGUGAUUCGCACUAUCGUUGAUUAUGCUGGCUUUAGAAAACGUCAGAAUGAUCUGUUUGGAGAUCAAAGUGCCAUGGAAAUGACCAAGAAGUUCAUCAAAGGGUUGAAAGGAGUAGAGAACGUGUUCACUCAACAUGAACCUCUCAUAUGCAGACUGAUAGACAACAUUGUCAGAGAAAGAUUGUCCGAACAUAAGUACCCCAUGAUCGAUAGUACAAGACAAGGGUAGGUAACGGUUAGAUAUAUUAGAUGUUGCAAUAAGUCGGUUUAGAUGUUAAAUACUUCAUACCUUCAUAUAUUUAUGUAACAACAAAAAUAAACGUAAUUUUUUAGAAAUCGACCAGAAAAUGUGAUUGUAUUCAUGAUUGGCGGAGUUACCUACGAAGAGUCAACUGCCGUUCACAAUCUCAACUUAAAACGUCUACAGACUUAUCAUCCUCGCGUUCUGUUGGCUUCGAACUUUGCACACAACACCAAGAGUUAUAUUGAAGAGCUGACGAAGGUUAUGGGUUGA
Molecule: messenger RNA, 2312 nt
Organism: Bursaphelenchus okinawaensis
Lineage: Eukaryota; Metazoa; Nematoda; Chromadorea; Rhabditida; Aphelenchoididae
Source: the annotation of a GenBank genome assembly